Fonsecaea multimorphosa CBS 102226 is the source of this 1263-nucleotide messenger RNA. RefSeq lists its product as uncharacterized. The record is from RefSeq and is a predicted model, not a curated record. Gene Ontology annotation, cellular component: nucleus. Bases 1 to 1263 code for a protein of 420 amino acids. NCBI's taxonomy places the organism in Eukaryota, Fungi, Ascomycota, Eurotiomycetes, Chaetothyriales, Herpotrichiellaceae. Gene Ontology annotation, biological process: transcription by RNA polymerase II. The transcript has a single exon.
AUGGCCAUCCCAGGUCAACGGUUCGAAUUAGAUCUCGACGCCGAUGACUUUACCAUCAGGCCGAUCGACGAAGGAGCGUCUCAACCUCCGCCUGCUGGCUUCAGCAUCAAGGAGAUCCAAGAGCACGAUUCUGACUCGAUUCCUUCUGCCCCCUCGCUGAAACCCUCCAAAGCCGGCUUCCCAGACCACAAACCACGCCGCACCGUGUCCGCUUUCAAACAAAGACAUCAGACUGGGAAGUUGCCCACCCGUCCCUCGAUUCCUGCCACAGUCGAGCCUUCAGAUCAAGCCAUCAGACACCAUGUGGGCAAGAAAUAUGGGCUCGACAUGGACCAGCAGCAAAAGGUUGAUAUCAGUGAGGAAAACAAGAGGCGGAUAGCCGAAAUGUCAAUAGAGGAUAUCGAAGAGGCUCGCGCCGAGCUGACGCGAAAUCUCAAUCCUGCCUUCCUGGAACGUCUGCUCAAACGUGCGAAUAUUGAGGAAGAUCAAACAGGUCAGAGGCUUUGGCCUGAGGGCAACAUGGAAGGGGUAGAUGACAAUCAAGGGCCCGAGAAGGAUGUCGUCGCUGAAUUGGCUACAAACGAAGAUACUGCGCAGCCUGAAAAAUCAGCCGAUAACGCACCUCUGCCUCCCUCGACCCAUUUUCCCGUUCCUCCUCGCUCAGCAGACGACUACGUGCCCCUAGACACUGAUGGUGCUUCCUUCCUCGCCGAUCUCAAAACACACUACUUUCCAGACACUCCCCACGACCCUUCCUCAUUGAGCUGGCUCCAAGAUCCGACUGAAGAGGAGGACCAAGCAUCAUUGUACAACCCUGAAAAAGAAUCGUAUCUGGCUUCUGCCCUGAGGUUCGGAUUCAAUGGCCGCCUGAUACCGCCAAAGGAAAGCUUAGAGGUCGACGUGAAAGAAGGACUACACCAUCAUGGUGAUGCACCCAGCAGCGCCGGGUAUACCAUACCAGAACUUGCUAUGCUUGCCCGGUCCACCUUGCCUAAUCAGCGAUGCAUGGCUUAUCAAACGUUAGGUAGGAUCCUGUACAGGCUGGGAAGAGGGGAUUUUGGCGCCAGAGGCAGCGAGCUUCAGGAAGCGCUCUGGUCCGUCAUCGAGAAAGAGAGGCCGAUAGAGGCCAUGAUGAGCGAAGCAAACCGUCAGUCAGGACAUGCCAGUGCCAAAGCGCUUUCAGUCGAGGCCCUCUGGCUGUGGAGAAAAGGAGGCGGUGGCGACAGGGGAGUUUUAAAGCCGCAUCAGCGGCUAGCAAAAUGA